CCAUUUCAUUGUUGCAUCCUCAGUGGAUUGGGAAGGUGGAAGCAAGUCUCCACCGAACUCAGGAGAACACACCAAGUUAACCUAUCUAAGAAUCAAAGGAUGCGGCUUCUCUCGAAUAUGCUGCUCCUUUGCAGCUUGGCAAUCUUAUCCCACCAUGUCACGUUUGCAAGACCCGCACCCAAAAAAUAUGCUGUAGAUCUAAUGUCUUGGGAUAAUGCCAAACCAGAAGAAAGUAAACACAGGACUACUUAUCAUUAUAAAGACCAUGGAGGAUCGUCAUCUGAUGAAACACUUUGGACAUAUUAUGAUUAUGAAUAUGAAUAUAUGGAUCCUAUGCAAACCUGGUAUUAUAAUGAAGAAACAUCUGAUAGAGAUGUUGGUGAAAAGGUUAGCUGGAAUGGUAAAGAUAAAAAUGGUGGCGGAGGACACAAAAAACAUAAGGAUCAUAAAGGGUCAAAUCAUGGCCACCACCAUUCAAGUGGAAAAAAGGGUAGUCACGAUGGACUAACAGGAGGUUUUCUUGGUGGUAAUGGACUAGUUGGAGGCUUUCUUGGUGGGGAUGGAGUAGCUGGAAGGUUUCUUGGUGGUGAUGAACUAGUGGGUGGAUUUCUUGGUAGUGAAGGACUAUUAGGAGAGCAAUUUGGUGAUGAAGGAAUAGUGGGGGGGGUUCUUGGUGGUGAUGGACUAAUGGAAGGGCAGUUUGAUAGUGGCGUAGUGGGAGGGCUUUAUGAUAUUAAUGGAAAAGGAGGGUCUCUUGGUGCGGGUGGAGAAUUGGGAGAAUUUUACAGUGGGAUUGAUUUAGCUGGAGGGUAUCUUGGUGGUGAUGAACUAAUGGUUGGAUUUAUAGGUGGCGAUGGACUAGUUGGAGGUUUUUCUGGUGGUGAUGGACUAGCACAAGGAUAUCUUGGUGGUAAUGGACAAGCAGGAGGGUAUAUUUUUGAAGGACAAGAGGGAGGAUAUGUUGGUGGUAAUGGAGUAUCAGGAGGGCAACACAGUGGUGGUGGACAAGUGAUAGGACAUCACGGUGGUGGUGGACAAGUGGGAGAACCUCACGGUGAUGGUGGACAAGUGGGAGGAUAUCACGGUAGUGGUGGACAUGUGGGAGGACAUCACGGUAGUGGUGGACAAGUGAUAGGAGAUCACGGUGUUGGUGGACAAGUGGGAGGAUAUCAUGGUGAUGGUGGACAAGUGGGAGGACAUAACAGUGAUGGUGGACAAGUGGGAGGAAAUCAUGGUGGUGGUGGACAAGUGGGAGGACAUCACGGUAGUGGUGGACAUGUGGGAGGAGAUCACGGUGUUGGUGGACAAGUGGAAGGACAUCACGGUGUUGGUGGACACGUGGGAGGAUAUCAUGGUGAUGGUGGACAAGUGGGAGGAUAUCAUGGUGAUGGUGGACAAGUGGGAGGACAGAACAGUGAUGGUGGACAAGUGGGAGGAAAUCAUGGUGGUGGUGGUGGACAAGUGGGAGGACAUUACGGUGAUAGUGGACAAGUGGGCGGAAAUCAUGGUGGUGGUGGACAAGUGGGAGGACAUUAUGGUGAUAGUGGACAAGUGGGAGGACAUUACGGUGAUAGUGGACAAGUGGGAGGACAUUACGGUCAUAGUGGACAAGUGAGAGGACAUUACGGUGAUAGUGGACAAGUGACAGGACAUUACGGUGAUAGUGGAGAAGUGGGAGGACAUUAUGGUGAUAGUGGACAAGUGGGAGGACAUUACGGUGAUAGUGGACAAGUGGGAGGACAUUACGGUGAUAGUGGACAAGUGGGAGGACAUCAUGGUGGUAGAGGACAUGUGGGAGGACAUCAUGGUGGUAGAGGACAUGUGGGAGGACAUCAUGAUGGUGGUGAACAUGUGGGAGGACAACAUGAUGAUGGUGGACAUGUGGGAGGACAUCAUAAUGGUGGUGGACAUGUGGGAGGACAUCAUGGUGGUAGAGGACAUGUGGGAGGACAUCAUGAUGGUGGUGGACAUGUGGGAGGACAUCAUGAUGGUAGUGGACAAGUAGGAGGACAUCACGGUGGUGGUGGAAUAUUGGGAGGGCUUCAUGGUAGUGGUGAUUUGUUGGGAGGAGUUCUUGGGGGUGGUGAAAUACCAGGAGGGCUACUUGGCGCGGAAGGAUCAUUAGGAGGGCUUCUUAGUGAUGAUUUUCUAGAAGGCUUUCUUGGUGAUGAUGGAGGGCUUCUCGGUGGAGAUUUGUUUGGAGACUUUCUCGGUGAAGAUUUGUUUGGAGACUUUCUCGGUGAAGAUUUGUUUGGAAACCUUCUCGGUGGAGAUCUUCUCGGUGGAGAUAUGCUUGGAGAUGUGCUUGGAGGAAUUCUAGGUGAAGAGGGAAUAGUGGGAGAGCUUCUCAGUGGAGAUUUGCUUGGAGACCUUCUCAAUGGAGAUUUGCUUGGAGACCUUCUCAAUGGAGAUUUGCUUGGAGACCUUCUCAAUGGAGAUUUGCUUGGAGACCUUCUCAAUGGAGAUUUGCUUGGAGACCUUCUCAAUGGAGAUUUGCUUGGAGACCUUCUCAAUGGAGAUUUGCUUGGAGGGCUUCUUGAUGGAGAUUUGCUUGGAGAUGUGCUUGGAGGAAUUCUAGGUGAAGAUGGAAUAGUGGGAGGGCUUCUCAGUGGAGAUUUGUUUGGAGAUGUGUUUGGAGGAAUUCUAGGUGAAGAUGGAAUAGUGGGAGGGCUUCUCAGUGGAGAUUUGCUUGGAGACCUUCUCAAUGGAGAUUUACUUGGAGGGCUUCUCGAUGGAGAUUUGCUUGGAGGGCUUCUCGAUGGAGAUUUGCUUGGAGGGCUUCUCGAUGGAGAUUUGCUUGGAGGGCUUCUAGGUGAAGAUGGAAUAGUGGGAGGGCUUCUCAGUGGAGAUUUGCUUGGAGACCUUCUCAAUGGAGAUUUACUUGGAGGGCUUCUCGAUGGAGAUUUGCUUGGAGGGCUUCUAGGUGAAGAUGGAAUAGUGGGAGGGCUUCUCAGUGGAGAUUUGCUUGGAGACCUUCUCAAUGGAGAUUUACUUGGAGGGCUUCUCGAUGGAGAUUUGCUUGGAGGAAUUCUAGGUGAAGAUGGAAUAGUGGGAGGGCUUCUCGGUGGAGAUUUGAUUGGAGAUGUUCUUGGAGGAAUUCUAGGUGAAGAUGGAAUAGUGGGAGGGCUUCUUGGUGGAGAUUUGCUUGGAGACCUUCUCGGUGGAGAUUUGCUUGGAGGGCUUCUCGGUGGAGAUUUGCUUGGAGGGCUUCUUGGUGGAGAUUUGCUUGGAGGGCUUCUCGAUGGAGAUUUGCUAGGAGGGCUUCUCGAUGGAGAUUUGCUAGGAGGACUUCUUGGAGGUAUUGGAUGCAUUGAUAUCAUCUUCCCAUCUAUCAAGUUAACCCCAAUGGAGGGCUGCAUUGGAUUCACACUUGAUGUUUUAACCAGGGUAUCAUCUGGAGCAUCAGGUGGUGAUGCAGUAGCACAAGCAAGCAGUCCUUUAGACAUGGUUUCUUUCAAAAUAGAAAUUGACUUUGAGAUUGAAAUCACUAUAGAGGAUGUAGGUGCCGGUCUUCAACUUAAGGUCGAUAGCUGCCUAAUGAUGUUCGAAGGCAUGACAAUAGAGGGUUUGAUGGUACUUGACAUGGUAGGACCUAUGAUAAAAGGCAUGCUGCCCGGCCUUGUGUGCCCCGUGUUUGAUGUAGCCGUUGGACUUGCAAAUGCAGCCGUUGGCUUGGCAGGUGGUCUGGUGCCUAUGGACUUACUUGGGGGUGAAGGAGGCGGCUUAUUAGGUGGCAUAACAGAUUUGAUCCCAUUAGAUAUUGUAACUGAUUUAGCAGGUAGCAUAACAGAGCUUAUUCCUUUGGAUAUGAUAAAUAAUCUUUUAGACGCUCCUUUGGAUUUAUUAGGUGGUAUAACAGAUUUAGCAGGAGGUCUUUUAGAAACUCCUUUAGAUCUAUUAGGUGGUAUAACAGAUUUAGCAGGAGGUCUUUUAGAAACUCCUUUAGAUCUAUUAGGUGGUAUAACAGAUUUAGCAGGAGGUCUUUUAGAAACUCCUUUUGAUCUAUUAGGUGGUAUAACAGAUUUAGCAGGAGGUCUUUUAGAAACUCCUUUUGAUCUAUUAGGUGGUCUAACAGAUUUAGCAGGAGGUCUUUUAGAAACUCCUUUAGAUCUAUUAGGUGGUAUAACAGAUUUAGCAGGAGGUCUUUUAGAAACUCCUUUUGAUCUAUUAGGUGGUCUAACAGAUUUACCAGGAGGUCUUUUAGAAACUCCUUUUGAUCUAUUAGGUGGUCUAACAGAUUUAGCAGGAGGUCUUUUAGAAACUCCUUUUGAUAUAUUAGGUGGUCUAACAGAUUUACCAGGAGGUCUUUUAGAAGUUCCUUUUGAUAUAUUAGGUGAUCUAACAGAUUUAGCAGAAGAUCUUUUAAAAGCUCCUAUGCAAUUAUUAGGUGAUCUAACAGAUGGUUUACAAUUAGAUGUGUUAGGUGAAUUAUCAGACACAGUUUUAGGUAUCAAUGAUAACAUAUUAAGUAGCAUAUCAGAUGCUCUAGAAGAUAUUCUCUCACUUGAUAUAUUACCGGACCUAGAGGGUAUAAUAGAUGAUGUAAUAGGCGGAGUGUUAGAUGAAGUAGCAGAUAUAACUGAAACUAUGUCUGAAUUAAUAGCUGAUGUUGUAAGCGUGCCAGAAAGCUUGUUAGAAAGCUGGAACACAUAUAGCAGCAGUAAUUCAGAUGAGAAUAAUGAAUCUGGAGCCAAGGGAUGGGGUAGAUUUAAAGGAACUAGAGAAGGUAUCUCAUCAGAAGAAAUAAGAUAUGGUGGACAACAAUCAGAAGAUGUAGAUGGUGAAUAUGGCGGAUUUGGGUUCUGGGGCCAGGGAGGUAGAAACGGAGGAUGGAACAUUGAUAGCAAUAGUAAUUCAAAUGAGAAAUAUGAAUUUGGAGCCAACCAAGCUGGGGGAACCUUCAAUGGAAGAGGUGGAUUUAGAGGAGAUGAACAAGGUAGCAUAUCAGGACAAAUAAGAUAUGGUGGAGAAAAAUCAGGCGGUGUAGUAGGAGGAUUUGGGACCUGGGGCCAGGGGGGUGAAGGUGGCAGUUGGGACGCUAAUGGUAAUGCUAUUUAUGCUGAUGGAUAUCAAUUUGGAGGCAGUAUGGGUGAUGGAAAUGUUAAUGGAUUUGGUGGAACUGGAGGACAAAUAGCAGGAGGUGUAAAUGGCAAAGGAUCUGAGUACUGGGUCCAGGGAGGCUCUGGUGAAUUUGGAGGAGGUAUAGGUGGGCAAUGGAGCUUUGCUGGAGGCCUUGGUGGCGAUGGAAUUAUAUUAAAUGAUUACGAAUUUGGAGCUAGCAAAGAUGGAGGAACUUUCAAUGGAUUUGGAGGACUAAAAGAAACUGGAGAAGGUGGCAGCUUUGGUGGAUUUUUUUCAAGUUUUGGAGGUCAGGAGUUUUCCCAAACAGACUUUACUGAAUCAGGGAUGUCUGAAGGUGGUGGUUCCAUUUUCUGGUAACAGUGGAUGGGGUCUGUAGGGAAGGGAAUGUCAGGCAUGAAAGGUGAAACAUUUACUUGGAGUGAAAGCAUUCCUGUACAAGAGAAAAGUCUGGUCCAA
Rana temporaria (common frog) is the source of this 5538-nucleotide messenger RNA. RefSeq lists its product as uncharacterized. The transcript is spliced from 9 exons. The record is from RefSeq and is a predicted model, not a curated record. NCBI's taxonomy places the organism in Eukaryota, Metazoa, Chordata, Amphibia, Anura, Ranidae. Bases 100 to 5439 code for a protein of 1779 amino acids.